AUGCUCGACCAGGAUCGUUGUUCGGUUAUCAUUCACGGUGUCUGCAAAGAGAUCAAUGAAAAAUAUAUUGAAAAGGCAGUACUUAUCAAGAUUGGUCCGCCCACAAGUCCUAGACUAAACCAAAUCACCUGUUUCCUAUCGUUCAAAUUGCGUGAACUUGUCCGAAAUGUCAGUUUUCAACAGAAACUGACAGAAUACGAUAUGCAGAAAUAUUUCAAUCGAUUUGGUGGAAUAAUUGGUUGUGACCAUCCCAAUGACCACGAAUGCAUUCGACAGUUUCAGGAUUACGACACAGUUGAUCAGAUUAUUUUAGAAAAUACAUCUCCUAGAAUUAAUGGAAUAGAAAUUGACAUAGAGGAAACUUGA
Messenger RNA from Adineta ricciae, 366 nucleotides. Lineage: Eukaryota; Metazoa; Rotifera; Eurotatoria; Adinetida; Adinetidae. The record is from the annotation of a GenBank genome assembly.